UCCGUUUGAAAAAUUGUUGCAGUUCACAUUGGAGAGCAACGAUGUUUAGUACAUUUUGAAACCUUUUUUAAAGCGGCACCGUUUUUAAAGGCGUAUAGAGAAAAUCGACUUCCUAUAGAGGAAGGCAUCAACGUGGUAUCAAAAAAUCUGUCGAAUUUGACUUGCGGAACCCCGAGGAGAUUUGUGGGGAACCUCUGAGUUUUACAGAACAUAAUUGGAAGACCAUUGAUUUAAGUCAACAGAUAUUUAACUGGCCUACUUGGAAUCAGUAAUCUCAAAUAUAAGGAAGACAAACAAGAAGAAAAUGCAGGCGGCUCCUAAAAUCUAACAGUUUUCAAAUAUAUUUGAUCCUGUGGAGAUAAUGGAGCAGACAUUCGAUUGUCCCACAUGCAACAUUUCUUGCUCAGAUUUAAAAUAUCUUCUAGAACAUUUUCAGACAUUAGAGCAUGCUCAUAGGAUUCAAAAGAAGGCAAAUAAAGAGGAAGUUAAGAAUAACAUUUCUCAAGAGCAAUAUCUUUCAAACAGAAGAAAUGAAACUUUAGUCUGUAAAGAUUAUCUCAUAGCAGAUUGUGAAAAAUCUCUUUCACUGGAAUGUAUUCCCUCAGAGACAAUUAACAAAUCAGAAAAUGUAUUUUAUUCUUCCUGUGCGAUUUGCCAAAAAAACUUUAAUGGCCCAGAACCUUACAAACAACAUAUGGUGAGUGCUGCUCAUUUGAAAAAAGUUGCUUUAAGUGAUUUUACUGCAAAUACCAAUUCAUCGAGCAAUAGUAAUAUUGGUGUUUUAAAAACGUGUAACAUUUGUAACAAAAACUUCACUGGCAUAAUUCCAUAUGAAGAACAUUUAAACAGUCAGAUACACAGGAAGAAUGUGUAUUCUGAAAGUUUGCUUAAACAACCGAAAGAAACGUCAUCCACUAAGUGUGACAGUGUGACCAGUACCUCAUUUGGCGCAUUAUCAAAGUCAAAUAAUAUAGCCAAUGAUGAAGCAGAUGUAGCUACAAAUGAUUUGAAUAAACCUAUUGUUUCAGGAAGUUAUGCUUCAAUAGUAAAUGUAUUAAAUGCAUCGCUGUAUUCCAACUGGUUUUGUACUAUAUGUAAGAAACAAUGUACAGGACCUGUUCCCUAUCGAGAACAUAAGUCUAGUGAAGUUCAUCGUAAAAAUCUGAGGAGAGUUGAAGAUUUGCAAAAAAUAUUUGAAAUUAAAAAUGAAACUUAUGAAAAUUAUUAUGUGGAUUUGCCUCAAGUUUUGCCAAACAAAAUAAAUAACCAUAAUUCAAAAAAGGAAGAUCCUAAGUUCGCGAUUUUCCGAAGUUGGUACUGCAAUAUAUGCCAAAAACAGUGCAGUGGACCUAUACCAUUUCAGCAACAUAUGUCUAGCAAUGUUCAUCGUAAAAAUUUAAUGAGAGAAGAAAUAAAAUCUGGUUUAUGUCAGACACAAAUAUCUGAAAUUAAACAGUCAGAAACAAGCGUGGCUACCUCGGUUUCUAAUCAGUCUGAAAAUGUUACCUUGCAGAAGCUGAAUCCUGUUUCACAGCGAGCCCAUCCACAGAAAGGCGUUUUUGAAAACUCAGAAAGUAAAAUGGAGAAUUUUAUGUGUACACCACAGAUGCAAUCAGCUUAUCUCUUUGAUGAACAUGCUUCGCGAAAAAUGGCUAUGCUGCUACCAGAGGAAUGGAAUAUGACGUUCUUUGCCGUAGAUGCAAAAAUCGACUUUGAUAAUUUACCAAAGAAUAACUAUGAGGAUGCCUUACGUAACGCUAGUCUGCCUAACUACGUGCGUAAACUUCUUCAUACAAGUAACAUGGAGAACAUGGAUUUUGAAUAAGUACAUAGAGAAAAACCUUAAAAUCAACAAAGAAAUCAAUGUUGAAAAUAUUAGAAAAGAAACUAAUAAAGAAAUUAAAAGCAACAUUGUUGAAAAUGAAUUUCAUGUCAUUAUGAAACGUAAGAAGUCAUCAUGAAAUAUUGAAAACAGUUGAAAUAUGAAAUGGUUCUAACUCUUAACUAGGUAUUGGACUUUAAAGAAGAGCUGGUUUUUCAUAAAUUUUUCCUAGACUGUUAAGACUUCUGGUUAUUUACGUUUACAUAUAUAUAUUAUUGUGUUACUUGCAAUUUUUCUAAAUAAUUCAUUUUAUCACUAUUUAUUUUUAUAAUGCAGUAAUUUUAUUUUUAUAAUGCAAAUUAUAAAUUAAAUUUCUGAAUUAUAAUCAUGAAUGAAAAUGUGAUAUUAUUGCAUGAAACAUAUAUGAACGAUUUAGUGUCUAAUUUAAGCUGCUGUAAAUAAUAUUUAGGUUUCUGUGAGAUAUUUAAUUGAAUAAAUACUUUAUAUUUAG
Molecule: messenger RNA, 2333 nt
Organism: Stegodyphus dumicola
Lineage: Eukaryota; Metazoa; Arthropoda; Arachnida; Araneae; Eresidae
Molecular function (GO): nucleic acid binding; zinc ion binding
Source: RefSeq, a predicted model, not a curated record